This is a messenger RNA of Penicillium expansum, 1791 nucleotides long. RefSeq lists its product as uncharacterized. NCBI's taxonomy places the organism in Eukaryota, Fungi, Ascomycota, Eurotiomycetes, Eurotiales, Aspergillaceae. The record is from RefSeq and is a predicted model, not a curated record. Bases 1 to 1791 code for a protein of 596 amino acids. The transcript has 2 exons.
AUGUAUCUUUUGAGCUGGCUUUUCAAAAACCCCCCUCUGCCCAUGGCGACCAUGGAAGAGGUACCAUAUCGGUCCCCCGUACCCCUUCAAUGGGAGCUGGCUCGACAGACCGAAAUUUUCCUCGAAGAUAGCCUAUGGCCCCAAGCAUAUAGCCUUCUCUUCAAUGUCCUUGCAUCGGGAACUAUCUCAUCAACAAAAGCAGUGAUUCCACUACCGCAGCAUCUGGCCGUUGCAGGUACGAUGCUCGUACACCCAAGAACAACAACGCGCGCCGAAUCCGAGUAUGAAAAAGAAGCACCCAAUGCAGCUUUGCGAUUUCUUCGAUUGACGAAUUCCCUUGUUGGUCCCAUGGAUGCAAAGUUCAAUCUUGCUUUCGGCUUCACCCACUUUGAAUCUUCGCGACAGGGUAGACGGCGCGGGGAAAGUCCGAUGGUGGUUGAGGAUGGCAAUCCUGAUACUCGGCCUCUAAAUACGAAAUUCAACCAAGAUUCUUCAGUGUGGAGCUGCGCAGAGGACUUCUGGCACGCUGUCGGAUGGGCAUUUAAUUGUUCGGUACUUCAUCCGGCCCGGUGGGAGCGCUGGCAGAUAUGGCUCCAGUUUAUGUGCAACGUACUCGAAGAUGAUUGGAAAGAGCGCGAAAAGAAGUACCUAGAGGCAAAAGAAAACCAAAGGGAUGCCUCAGUUUGGUCAGAGAUGUCUGAGAUGUCACAGACGUCGGAGAGGGAGGGCUCACAGGGCGCUGAACCAGCCAAGAAAGAAAGCCGCAAGGGCAGAAGGCAUAAGACGAAGGUAGUGGAGGUACACGAUGACCUUGGAAUCUUUCGAGAAAGCCUGAUCUUCCGCUAUAUCUCCUCGAACGCCACAGCUGGACGGAACCGCAGAAUCAUGCGGGCAAUCUUCGCCAAUGGCAAAUCCAAUCUCGGCGAGUUCAAGGAAGUAUUCAAGGAUGAGCUGAGAAUUCCUAUUCCAGACCAAGACCCGCAUAAUACCAAAAAGAGGGCAGGCGAUAUCAACCUCGACAAGGAUGACUACGGCGACUACCUGAAUGUUUCAGACGAGGAUCUCGAAGCUGAUCGAAGCUCAACAUCGACAUCACCUCCAGCCAAGGGAUCGAAUCCCGGCAAGCCACGGCGUAGCAAGCGCACCCGACGAGGAACGCGAAACGCAAUGGACGAAGCCACAGACCCAGUCAAGAUGCCCAAAGCAAGCCAAACACCCUCUCACGAAUCCAAUAUAUUCCUGCUAGGCGGCUACACCUCCCUCGCCCUCCGCCAGCAACUCCUCAGCAUCCUCUCCAACGUCUCAGAGAAACUGCCCCGAGACUUCAUGCCCCUAGACAACCUCUACGACAUGUUCGUCGAGAACAUCCGCGACCUCUCCCUCCCAAUCUUCCAACACUUCAUCAGCCCUUCCAACCUCCCGCACCUCCUCCCCGAAGCACACUCCACUCUCUGCGAACUCCUCCUCUUCGUCCUCCGCGAGAGCUCCGCCCCCAGCUCCGACGAUAACUACCUUACCCAGGCGAAGCUGGAGAAAUGCUUCCUCCCCUACGCGGCGGCUACCCCGAGCGUCGGGAACAAUGCCAAGGUCUCCCUUCUACUUGAGGCGUUGAUGACACUCCUGUAUAAGAGCAAGAUGCUCUCUGUAACCCCGUCGCUGGCGAAAGCUGUCCAGUCUGGGAUUGCGCGUCGUGAGCAGACUAAUAGUCGUGAUCGGAAAUCGGUUGAAUGGGCUUACUUGCAGGAGAGUGGGUUUAGGAUGAAGUUCAUGGUCGAGCAUAUCUUGCCAUGA